GCGGCGUUGACCGCAACGCUGAGGGAAAACACUAGGCGCACGUGUUCAGUCGAGAGUCGGGACGGUCACCUAACGUGGCUAAAAUUCGGAUGAACUAUCUAGGGAUUAUAGCACUUUUUUAUGGACUACCCUAAAUGUAUAACGAUUAUCGAACGAGCGUACGGAAACGAUAACAGAGGGUGAGACUUUUCUGAAGUGAAACUUUAAAAAAAGGUCUGCCUUGGGUUGGGAUCCCUAUCAUCGAAGCGGUCCUUCGGGAUACAAAGUGAUGGUGCCAAUCUCAGACCCUAUGAGCUCAUAGCCAGUUUGCUGCAGUUUGGACCAGCAGGAAGCGCACCCUUGCAGGCUGGUCUAGGACGGAUGUCGGCCCCUGGGCUCAGAUGGAUGUCGGCCCCUGGUCUCUGGGCCCCUGUCUGCGUGCUACUAGCCAGGCUGAUGGUGCUGGCCCAUGCAGGAAGCGCGCCCAGUUUCUUCAGAGCCCCUGAUGACCAGAUAGGAAUAUCUGGGGGCGUGGCGUCCUUCGUGUGCCAGGCGCUGGGGGACCCCAGACCCCGCAUCACCUGGAUGAAGAAAGGGAAGAAAGUUAGCUCUCAACGUUUUGAGGUGAUUGAGUUUGACAACGGCUCAGUGCUACGCAUCCAGCCCCUGCGGACCCAUCGGGACGAGGCCAUGUACGAAUGCACGGCCAGCAAUAGUGUGGGAGAGAUCAACACUAGUGCCAAGCUCACUGUUCUGGAAGAGGACCAGGUCCCCCAUGGCUUCCCCACCAUCGACAUGGGCCCCCAGCUGAAAGUAGUGGAGAGGACCCGCACAGCCACCAUGCUGUGCGCUGCCAGCGGAAACCCAGACCCUGAGAUCUUCUGGUUCAAGGAUUUCCUCCCUGUUGAGAUUGAUAGCAGCAAUGGACGCAUCAAGCAACUCCGUUCAGGUGGUACACCAAUCAGAGGAGCCCUGCAGAUCGAGCUCAGUGAGGAGGCGGACCAGGGCAAGUACGAGUGUGUGGCUGUGAACAACGCAGGCACCCGAUACUCUGCUCCAGCCAACCUUUAUGUUCGAGAUCAGCGGGAAGUUCGGCGUGUGCCUCCGCGCUUCUCCAUCCCGCCCACGGACCACGAGGUGAUGCCAGGAGGCGACGUGAACCUGACCUGCGUGGCGGUGGGCGCCCCGAUGCCCUACGUCAAGUGGAUGAGUGGCGCGCUUGACCUCACCCGGGAGGACGAGACACCCGUGGGCCGCAACGUCCUGGAGCUCACCAAUGUGCGGGAUUCAGCUAAUUACACCUGCGUGGCCAUCUCCUCCUUGGGCAUGAUUGACACCACGGCCCAGAUCACCGUCAAAGCCCUGCCCAAGCCACCCUCCACACUCAUUGUGACUGAGACCACUGCCACGAGCAUCACCCUGACUUGGGACUCAGGAAAUCCCGAGCCUGUCUUCUAUUAUGUCCUCCAGUAUCACCCAAAGCUGUCCAUCAAUGGCUUCCAGGAAGUGGACGGAGUAGCCACCACUCGCUACAGCAUCGGAGGCCUCAGCCCUUACUCGGAGUACGAGUUCCAGGUCAUCGCUGUGAACAAUAUCGGGCGCGGCCCCCCGAGCAGCGCGAUCGCCGCACGCACUAGCGAGCAGGCGCCCUCCUCACCCCCCCUGCACGUCCAGGCACGCAUGCUGAGCCCCAGCACCCUGCUGGUCCAGUGGGAGCCACCAGAGGAGCCCAAUGGCCAGAUCCGGGGCUACCGCUUGUACUACAGCUCCAGGCCCGAUACCCCCCUGAGCUCCUGGCACCGGCACAACACAGACGACGGGGAGAUGACAAGCCUCCUGGGCCUGACCCCCGACACCACCUACAACCUGAGGGUGCUCGGGUUCACCUCCAAGGGGGACGGGCCCCUCUCAGAGGUGCUGCAGGUCAGGACCCAGCAGGGAGUUCCCGUUCAGCCUUUUGGCUUUGAAGCAGAGGCUGAAUUGGAUACACGCAUCAUGUUGUCAUGGCAGUGGCCCGUCAACGACCAGAUUGUCAACUUAGAACUGAUUUAUUGGGAGGCUUCUGACUUGGCUAAUAAAGUCCAGAUCACGUUGGAGCCAAUGGGGUCCUAUGCUGUGGAAGGUCUUAGACCAGACACCCUCUACAUGUUCUCAUUAGCAGCGCGCUCCGAGCUGGGUUUAGGGGUGUUCACUCAGCCCAUAGAGGCCAGAACUUCUCAGUCCACCCUACCCCUGGAAUUACACCUGCUAAGCCUUAGCUCCACCAGCAUCCAGGUGAGUUGGGUAGCGCCCCAUGCAGCCAGUCGUCAUGGGAACAUAGCAUCCUACUCACUGGCCUAUCAGGCACUCUCUGGCGAAGGGGCUGCACGUCGAGUGGUGACUGGGAUCGGAAUCAAUGUGAGCAGCUAUGUGCUGGAAGAUCUGGAGAGGUGGACUGAGUAUGUUGUCUGGUUGAAGACUCACUCUGACAAAGGGCUGGGCCCAGAGAGUCCUGCGGCCCACACCAGAACACAGGAAGACGUGCCCGGCGCCCCUCCCAGGAAGUUGGAGGCAUACGCUCUGAACUCCACUGCCUUCAGAGCGACCUGGAAGCCCCCCCUGCCUGUGAAGCAGCACGGGCAGAUCAGAGGCUACCAGGUGGUCUACACCCGGCUGGAAAACGGGGAGCCCCAUGGGCAGCCCCUUAUCGUCGACGUGUCCCUCCCUGAAGUCCAGGAGGCAACCGUCACAGGACUGCUCCCAGAGAAGAGCUACUCUGUGACGGUGGCUGCCUACACCAGCAAGGGAGACGGGGCCCGCAGCAAAGCCAAGGUGGUCACCACAACAGGAGCUGUCCCAGGCAAGCCCACCAUGAUGAUCAGCACCACGAUAGGCAACACGGCUCUGAUCCAGUGGCAGCCCCCCAAGGAGAUGGUCGGGGAGCACACAGGUUACCAACUGCAGUACAAGAGGGCUGAAGAGGGGGCUUUUACUGUGAAGGAUUUCAAAAAGACUGACGACCACUUCACAGUCACCGGCCUCUACAAGGGAGCGACCUACAUCUUCAGACUGUGUGCCAAGAACCGUGCCGGCCCUGGGGAGGAGUACGUCAAGGCGGUGAGCACUCCGGAGGAUGUGCCGGGCAGCUACCCCCAGAACCUGAGCGUGGUGGACCUGAGCGACACGUCCACCGCCCUGUCCUGGGACCCCCCGCCCCUGGCCGAGAGGAACGGGAGGAUUGUCCAGUACCUGGUAGUGUACCGGGACAUCAACAGCCAGCAAAACACCACCAACACCACCGCGGACACCCAGAUGACCAUCCAGGGCUUGAAGCCAGACACCACCUACGACAUCCGCGUGCGGGCGUUCACCAGCAAGGGGAGCGGACCACUCAGUCCAAGCAUCCAGAGCAGAACCAUGUCCUCCUCCCCACCAGAAUUCACCAAAAACUUUGUCGUUAAAGCAGUGACCAAAACCUCUGUCCUGUUAACCUGGGAAGUACCAGAAACGUAUCAAUCUCAGGUUGCUUUUAAGAUCCUGUACAACCAGCAGAGUGUGGAGGUCCAGGCCCACCUCAGGAAGAAGCUGAUCAGGGGUCUGCAGCCGGAGACGGAGUACUCCUUCAUGUUGAUGAGCCGCGGGAGCAGCGCCGGGGGUCUCCAGCAGCAGGUCUCCAUCCGGACGGCUCCUGACAUGCUGCACGUCAAGCCAGCGCACCUCCAACAGAACCCAGAGGAGGGGGGGAAGCUCACCUUCAGCCUGCCUCAGGUCCCCAAUGACGUCUCCGUCAGGUGGUACUAUGUAGUGGUGGUUCUUGUCACCCCAGCUUCACUGCAGAUGUGGGAAAGCCCUGAGGACAUGGAUUUAAAUGAGCUCCUGGAAACGGACAUGGACCCCAGCAUUUACCGGCGCCGGAGACAGAUCGAGGACGUUCCCCAGCCCUACAUCGCUGCCCAGCUGGAGUCCCUGCCUGAGGCCUUCACCCUGGGUGAUGAGAAGCACUACCACCGCUACUACAACCGGGCCCUGCCAGGGCAGCAGCUGUGCCUCUGCUUUGUCCUCGCCGAGCUCACAGACCAAGACUCUCAGCAGCAGAAGGUCUUUGUGGCCAGUCCGUUUUCUGAGCCGGUGGUGCUGUCGUUCCAAACCAUGCCGUGGCCCUCUGAGGACCCUGAGAUGCUCUGGGUGAUGGGUCCUGUUCUGGCUGUCCUCCUCAUCAUUGGCACCGUUAUUGCUAUUCUGCUGCUCAAGAGCAAACAAGAGGGGAAGCGGGGUUCGCUCACAGCCAAGGAUGAGUACCUGGUAGCCGGGGUUAAGGACUCACUGCUGCCCCAGACCCCAGACCCAGUGGAGAUGAGAAGACUCAACUACCAGACACAAGGUUCCAGAUCCCCCAAAUGCCCAAACACAACAAGGAUGAGGGAGCAUCCCCCUGUUGCCACGAGCGACCUGUUGGACCACAUCGAAAGGCUAAAAGCUAAUGAUGGCCUGGGCUUCUCUCUGGAGUAUGAGGCUAUAGAUCCUGGACAGCAGUUCACAUGGGAGCACUCAAACCUGGACGUGAACAAACCAAAGAACCGUUAUGCCAAUGUCAUCGCCUACGACCACUCCAGGGUGGUCCUCAGUCCGGUGGACGGGGUUCCAGGCAGCGACUACAUCAACGCCAACUACAUGGACGGCUACAGGAAGCAGAACGCCUACAUCGCCACUCAGGGCCCGCUGCCAGAGACACUGGGGGACUUCUGGAGGAUGGUGUGGGAGCAGCAGACCAGCACCAUCGUCAUGGUGACACGGCUUGAGGAGAAAUCAAGGCUUAAGUGUGACCAGUACUGGCCCAGCCGAGGCACAGAGACGUAUGGAAUGAUCCAGGUUGCCAUGUUGGACACCGUAGAGCUGGCCACCUAUAUUCUCCGCACCUUUGCCCUGUUUAAGAACGGCUCCAGCGAGAGGCGGGAGGUGAAGCAGUUCCAGUUCUUAGCCUGGCCGGACCACGGGGUCCCAGAGCACCCCACCCCCACCCUGGCCUUCCUCCGCAGAGUGAAGGCCUGUAACCCGCUAGAGUCUGGCCCCAUGGUAGUCCACUGCAGUGCUGGAGUGGGCCGGACCGGCUGCUUCAUCGUCAUAGAAGCCAUGCUGGAGAGGAUCAAGUACGAGAAGACGGUGGACGCCUACGGUCAUGUGACCUGCAUGCGUGCGGCCAGGAACUACAUGGUCCAGACCGAGGACCAGUACGUUUUCAUUCACGAGGCCCUGCUGGAGGCCACUAUCUGUGGCUGCACGGAGGUCCCAGCCCGCAGUCUGUUCGCCCACAUCCAGAAACUUUCCCAGAAUGCACCUGGGGAGACGCUCACCCCCAUGGAGCUGGAGUUCAAGAAGUUAGCCAACUCUAAAGCACAUACCUCAAGAUUUAUCAGUGCCAACCUGCCAUGCAACAAGUUCAAGAACCGCCUGGUGAACAUCAUGCCUUUUGAGUCCAGCCGGGUCUGCCUGCAGCCCCUUCGGGGGGUGGAGGGCUCGGACUACAUCAAUGCCAGCUCCAUCGAUGGCUACAGGCAACAGAGAGCCUAUAUGGCUACACAGGGCCCCUUAGCAGAGACCACCGAGGACUUCUGGAGGAUGCUCUGGGAACAUAACUCCACCAUUGUCGUCAUGCUCACCAAACUCCGGGAGAUGGGGAGGGAGAAGUGCCAUCAGUACUGGCCAGCUGAGCGAUCAGCCCGCUACCAGUAUUUUGUGGUGGACCCCAUGGCAGAGUACAACAUGCCUCAGUACAUCCUCCGAGAGUUCAAGGUCACGGACGCCAGGGAUGGCCAGUCUAGGACCAUUAGACAGUUUCAGUUUACUGACUGGCCUGAGCAAGGUGUUCCAAAAACCGGAGAGGGCUUCAUUGAUUUUAUUGGCCAGGUUCACAAAACCAAAGAACAGUUUGGACAAGAUGGACCGAUCACCGUACACUGCAGUGCGGGUGUUGGACGGACAGGUGUUUUCAUCGCUCUGAGCAUUGUGCUGGAGAGGAUGAGAUACGAGGGAGUGGUAGACCUCUUCCAGACAGUCAAGAUGCUGAGAACUCAGAGACCCGCAAUGGUGCAGACAGAGGACCAGUACCAGUUAUGUUACAGGGCAGCGCUGGAAUACCUUGGAAGCUUUGAUCACUAUGGGCCAUGAUGAUACAAGAACCUAUUUCUGACUUUGUGGUGGACUGCUUAGAAGGGGCAUGCUUGUUGCACCCCUCCCCUCCUCCACAAUCUUUUAGUAUGCCUCACUUUUUCAUUUGGACGAGAUACUUCCAUUAACCACCCGAAAGAUGCCCCUCAAAAAAAUAUUUUCUUCUGUUUUCCUUUAGAUCAUUGUUCCUCUGAUUAUAUACAUGGUAAUAUUAUCGUAUGUUUUAAUGUUUACUUUUUUUGUAAUUCAUUUAUACUUUUUAAUUAGCACACAUUAUAAUUUUCAGACAUGCUUCAAAUAUGGAAUAUUGGGGUUUGCAUAGAGCUGCUAAUGAUAUUAUUUUUCUUACCAUAUAACAUAUAUAUUAAAUAUACUAUGUUGUCAAACCAUGUUAUUAGAUGCAGCAUAAAGAAAAAAAAAACACCUUUUCUGUGAAGUAUAAAAUAUACCUCAGUUUAAACUAAUACUUUUAAUUCACAUGAAUAACAUAAUUUGUAUCCGUAACUUCCAUUAAUUAAUUAAUAGAGUUGAUGUUUUUAAAUUAUAUAGUUUGAAUCUGUACAAUGAACUUUGACUCAAGUAGAAUUUUGCUACAUUAUUAGACGAUACAAAUAAUUAAGAUAAUGAUGAACAAGUAGCAUAUUACAUUGAUACAAUACCAACCUAAAAAUUUGUAUCAUGGAUGUCACAAUGCAUCCCUUAAUUUACUAUAUAUACAUAUGUUUUAUGGAAAAUGAAUGGAUAUAAUUAUAUUUGCAUAUAUAAUGAUAUCCAUUAUACAGCAUAUAUAACACUUGGAGAAGAUAUUCUAUUCCAAUAUUAAGUAAUAUCAAUAUUACUAUGAUGAAAAAGUAGAAUUGGUGAAUCCCUGUUGAAGACUAUGUUCUGAUUUAGGUCUCAGUCUGGACAUCACUUGAUCCGUCCAAGCAUAAUGCUUUUUGGUUCAGACUGCUGUUUUAGACCUGAAAUAAAACUGUUAUGAAUCUGUUAAUACAUUAGGAGGAUUCAAACAUUCAGGUAAACCCCGUUUCUUUGUGUGAUUAUUCACACAUUACAACAGUCGCCAUGUCACUGUGGAACCGUGUUUGUAUGUCUACGCUGUCAUGUUUUUUUUAUUUGUAAAUAAAAGAGAUAUAACCAAAA
Messenger RNA from Gadus morhua (Atlantic cod), 7266 nucleotides. It is a transcript of the gene ptprfa, whose product is annotated as protein tyrosine phosphatase receptor type Fa. The record is from RefSeq and is a predicted model, not a curated record. The coding region runs from base 361 to 6123 and encodes 1920 amino acids. Lineage: Eukaryota; Metazoa; Chordata; Actinopteri; Gadiformes; Gadidae. Gene Ontology annotation, molecular function: protein binding; protein tyrosine phosphatase activity. The transcript has 36 exons. Gene Ontology annotation, biological process: protein dephosphorylation.